UCUCCCGAAAGCAACUCAGUUUGAAAACUCUCGGAGCGCUGUGCCCGCGCCCUGACCCCUCAGGUCUCCGCCUGGCUGGGGCUGACGAACUCGGGUGAAGGUGGGCUGACGGCGGCUCCAGCGACCCUUGGAGAGGAGCGGGGAGCGCGCCCGACCACCAUGCCGCGUUCGUUCCUGGUUAAGAGCAAAAAAGCUCACAGUUACCACCAGCCGCGCUCCCCGGGACCUGACUAUUCCCUACGCCUGGAGAAUGUACUGGCGCCAGGCGGAGCAGACGGCACCUCGAGCACAGGCGGGGCGAAGGCGGAGCUCCGGGGCCGUGUGUCCCCCGAGUCUCAGCUGACCGAAGCCCCCGACAGAGCCUCCGCGUCCCCUGGCAGCUGUGAGGGCAGCGUGUGCGAUCGGAGCUCGGAGUUUGAAGACUUUUGGAGGCCUCCGUCGCCUUCUGUGUCUCCAGCCUCGGAGAAGUCGGUGUGCCCGUCGUUGGACGAAGCUCAGCCCUUCCCCCUGCCCUUCAAGCCGUACUCGUGGAGCGGCCUGGCGGGUUCCGAUCUGCGGCACCUGGUGCAGAGCUACCGGCCGUGCGCGGCCCUGGAGCGCGGCGCCGGCCUGGGCCUCUUCUGCGAGCGCGCCCCGGAGCCAGGCCAUCCCGCGGCCCUGUACGGCCCGGAGCGACCUGCUGGCGGCGCGGGGGCCGGGGCGCCCGGGGGAGGCAGCGCAGGAGGUGGAACUGCCGGCGGCGCGGGCCUGGGGCUCUUCGGCGACUUCGGGCCCGCGGCGGCAGGACUGUACGAGCGGCCGGCCACCGGCGGACUGUACCCGGAGCGCGGCCACGGGCUGCUCGGCGACAAAGGCACGGGCGUCAAGGUGGAGUCGGAGCUGCUGUGCACCCGCCUGCUGCUGGGCGGCGGCUCCUACAAGUGCAUCAAGUGCAGCAAGGUGUUCUCCACACCGCACGGGCUCGAGGUGCACGUGCGCAGGUCCCACAGCGGCACAAGACCCUUUGCGUGCGAGAUUUGCGGCAAGACCUUCGGGCACGCGGUGAGCCUGGAGCAGCACAAAGCCGUGCACUCGCAGGAACGGAGCUUUGACUGUAAGAUCUGUGGCAAGAGCUUCAAGAGGUCAUCUACGCUAUCCACACAUCUGCUCAUCCACUCAGACACCCGGCCCUACCCUUGUCAGUACUGCGGCAAGAGGUUCCAUCAGAAGUCAGACAUGAAGAAACACACCUUCAUCCACACUGGCGAGAAGCCCCACAAGUGCCAGGUGUGUGGCAAAGCAUUCAGCCAGAGCUCCAACCUCAUCACCCACAGCCGCAAGCACACAGGCUUCAAGCCCUUCGGGUGCGACCUGUGUGGAAAAGGCUUCCAGAGGAAGGUGGACCUCAGGCGGCACCGGGAGACGCAGCAUGGGCUCAAGUGAGCAGCGCGCCUCAUUCCCAUGUGCAGUCAUACAACACUACGGAGGGCAGCCUCCCCACUUCGCACCAGCCACUUCUGCAGAUCUCUCUGGGGUGAUACCUUUUCCCUUUCCUCCCUGGAACUGCCAGAGGAGAUAAGUUACCUUUUCAAAGUUCAGCGUGGAGGGGGAACCGAAUGACUCCCUGGGCAGAGGACUCGCCAAAUAGGCUUCUCUACACCUGAAGACUCCAAGUGGAGAAGAAAUCAGCUAAAAUCUUCAGCCUGAUAGUCCUUCCCAUACCCAGACCUGUUCCACAGAUAGAAAGUCCCUUGGGUUUCUUCCCUUCUCUUCCUUUCAGACCCCAGAUACUUGUGUGGAAGAGGAGGAAUCAUCUCUUACAAGAUAGAUACAUAUUAAUGUUUUUAUCUGGAAUGAAGAAUGAGUGUUAUUUUUUUCCUUCUGGGGAGUUUGUUGACCCCUUUUUGUUGGGUGCUGCCUAUAAAGCUUGGAGGAAUUGUUUCUUGCAUUUGAAAACUGGUUCAGAAACUGAUUUGGGAAGGGAAUUUCAUACUUUUGAAAUGACAAAAAAUGCGCUGUAGAGCCUGCCCAAAAAGAAGCAGAAGGAAAGAGGGCUUGGUGAGAAGAGAUUCAAGGUUCUCCCUCCAGGAGACUUGCAGAGGCUUCUUCAGAAGAGUGGAAGCACGUAGUAAUGCCUUUGGGCAAGGCUGUCAUCCGUUCACUCAGCAAAUGUCUAUUGAGCACCAGUUACCAUGGUAUCAGGCACUAUGCUGGGUACUGGGGAGCCAGAGAGUAAAGUCUCAGGCUCUGUCCCUGGCCUGCAUCUCCAAGUAGCUGGGUCUGUUAUUCCCCACAAAGGAAUUCUGAGAAGAUAAAACAGGAUCUUGAAACUUUCCUUCAGGUCGUUUGGAUUUUAUCAAACAUAAACGAAAAAUAGCUGAAUAGAUACUUCAAAGAUUCAUGUGUAAAUUAAGUUUUUUUAUUGUUAAGCUGAUAUUUUUAAGAUGUCUAAGCUAUCAGGCAUGUGGGAAUGAAGGCUCUGUCUUCAACUCUUUUGAACCCUCCAUGUGUACCACAGAGGAAAAAAUAGUGGUGUUUUUACUUCGAUGUAAAUGUUUUUAGAUCUUCUGGAGUGUAUUAUGUUGUUAAUACAUAUUUAUUAGAGUGAUGUUUUAAGUUAAUAAAGUAUUAAGACU
Messenger RNA from Capra hircus (goat), 2615 nucleotides. It is a transcript of the gene GFI1, whose product is annotated as growth factor independent 1 transcriptional repressor. The coding region runs from base 160 to 1422 and encodes 420 amino acids. Gene Ontology annotation, cellular component: nucleus. The transcript is spliced from 7 exons. The record is from RefSeq and is a predicted model, not a curated record. Lineage: Eukaryota; Metazoa; Chordata; Mammalia; Artiodactyla; Bovidae.